Molecule: messenger RNA, 1065 nt
Organism: Trichoderma virens Gv29-8
Lineage: Eukaryota; Fungi; Ascomycota; Sordariomycetes; Hypocreales; Hypocreaceae
Exons: 1
Source: RefSeq, a predicted model, not a curated record
AUGAAGUUUCUCUGCGACCACCGUCGCACAGGCGAAGCGCUUGUCAAUUGGGCGCGGCCCCUGAGUCCAGUCAUGUCGACACACUUCUUCUGGAGCUCGGGAACAACGAUGCAGAAAUCACAAGAGGGCCUUCUCCGAUCGCUACUCUACGACGUCUUUAAGAAGUCACCCAAGAUCAUGAAAAUGGUCUGCCCGCAGCGCUGGGAAGCUUCUAGGAGAGGUGAAGGCGAUCUGGAGCCAUGGACACUGUCAGAGCUGCGCAGAACUUUGGCUAAUCUUGCGACUUGUGAUGGGCUCGGCUAUAAAUUCUGCUUCUUCAUUGAUGGACUUGACGAGUACGAGGGAGAUCACUCCGAGAUCAUCGCCAUGCUACGCUCGCUGGCUACUUCGCCACAUAUCAAGCUUUGCGUGUCCAGUCGCCCAUGGAACGUCUUUGAGGAUGAGUAUGGGAGGUUCACUGACAGAAAAUUGUAUCUCCAGGAUUUGACGAGCCAAGAUAUACGUCACUAUGUUCGCAGAAAGCUGGAAGAGCAUCCAAACUGGCAGGUUCUCCCGUCUGAGGAGCCCCUAUACAAAAGUCUCCUAGAAGAAGUAACCACAAAAGCCCAGGGGGUGUUCUUGUGGGUAUAUCUCGUCAUCCGCUCUUUAUACGAAGGCCUUACAAACGGCGAUUCUCUUCCUGCGCUUGAACGAAGAACUCGCGAUCUACCUGCAGAUCUUGAGUCCUUCUUCAAGCACAUGCUCGACUCCGUAGACUCGUUCUACCACGUGCAAAUGGUGCGAACGUUUCAAGUAGCCAUGGGUUCGACAUGUCCUUUACCGCUGAUGAUCUACUCCUUCCUCGACGAAGAUUUCGAGAAUCAAAAUUUCGCGCUCCAGAUCCCAGUCAAGCAAAUGCCGAUGCUCGAGGUAGUUCGUCGCCAUGAACAACUGCGAAGACGCCUCAACGGGCGAUGCAAGGGCCUCCUGGAAGUCUGCCGCGACAACAACGAAGGGCCGUACAUGGGCCACCGCGUCGAUUUCUUGCAUCGAACUGUACGAGAUUUUUUACGAACCAAGGAGAUG